AUGGGAAGAUUCAACACCAGUUUGGGUGGGGACUUCAUUUUGGUGGGCUUCUCAGAUUGGCCUCGGCUGGAACUCAUCCUUUCUAUCUUCAUUUCAAUUUUCUACACCUUAACUCUCUUUGGCAACAUCACCAUCAUUGUUCUUUCACAACUGGACCCUCGACUACAGACACCCAUGUACUUCUUCCUCUGCCAUCUCUCCUUCCUGGAUCUCUGCUACACCACGAGCAUCGUGCCUCAGCUUCUCAUCAACCUCCACGGACACAACAGGACCAUCAGCUAUGGCGGUUGUGUGGCCCAGCUGUUCCUUUUCCUUGGCCUGGCCUCCACGGAGAGUGUGCUUUUGGUGGUGAUGGCCUUUGACCGUUACGCUGCCAUGUGCCGUCCGCUCCACUACACGACCAUCAUGCACCCCGUCCUCUGCCUGUCAUUGGCCAUUGCUUCCUGGGUGGGGGGCUUCAUGAACUCUGUGAUUCAGACAGGCCUCAUGAUGACCAUGCCACUCUGUGGCCGCCAACUGAACCACUUCUUCUGUGAGAUGCCUGUCCUCCUGAAGCUGGCUUGUGAGGACACCGGAGGAACAGAGGCCAAGAUGUUUGCGGCCCGGGUGGUGAUCUUGAUCUUUCCUGUAACGCUAAUUCUAGGCUCCUAUGUACACAUUGGCAGGGCCGUGCUGAAGUCCAAGUCCUUGGCAGGAUGCAGAAAGGCUUUGGGGACUUGCGGGUCGCACCUUGUGGUGGUUUCUCUAUUUUAUGGUGCAGGUAUCUACACAUACCUCCAGCCUCAGGGCAGCUAUUGUGAGAGCAAGGGGAAGUUUGUUGCCCUUUUCUAUACCAUCAUUACUCCCAUGCUCAAUCCUCUGAUUUAUACCCUAAGGAACAAAGAUGUGAAGGGGGUUCUGAAAAAGAUACUAGGGGGUGGAAGAGACUCAGAGUAG
This is a messenger RNA of Dipodomys spectabilis (banner-tailed kangaroo rat), 936 nucleotides long. RefSeq names its product olfactory receptor 10-like. Gene Ontology annotation, biological process: G protein-coupled receptor signaling pathway. NCBI's taxonomy places the organism in Eukaryota, Metazoa, Chordata, Mammalia, Rodentia, Heteromyidae. The transcript has a single exon. Gene Ontology annotation, molecular function: G protein-coupled receptor activity; olfactory receptor activity. The coding region runs from base 1 to 936 and encodes 311 amino acids. The record is from RefSeq and is a predicted model, not a curated record. Gene Ontology annotation, cellular component: membrane.